Messenger RNA from Ailuropoda melanoleuca (giant panda), 2069 nucleotides. RefSeq lists its product as uncharacterized. Lineage: Eukaryota; Metazoa; Chordata; Mammalia; Carnivora; Ursidae. Bases 751 to 1287 code for a protein of 178 amino acids. The transcript has 2 exons. The record is from RefSeq and is a predicted model, not a curated record.
GACUUAAGCCCUGUUAGAGGACCCCUUCUCCCCUCGGGUAUUUCAAACAGAAACUAGCCAUAGAGUAAACACAUGUUCCCGUUGGUUUAUUUUGGUUGAGAGUUAGGGCUCCAACAGGAGUUCUUGAUGAGAUUACCCUUUUAAAAGACCAGAUGCUGUUUGGCCGAUUUCAAGAAACGCCUGCCCCCUCCCCGCCCUCUCCGCUGGGUCUAGUUUUCGCGUUGUGUGUCCCGAUGUUUUGAAGUAAACGAACUGUCGCAUGUCACUGUUGAGACUUUCCCCAUCACUUAAAAAAAAAAAAAAGCCAAACCGUAAAUAAGCCUAGUAGAGACGUCAUCGCCCGAGUCGGCCUCCUGUUUCGGCUCUGUGCUGUUUUUGUUUUGUAACCUCGAUGGAGAAGCCGGCAGGAAAAGCUCCGUGGAAAUAAGGUUAAACCCGAGGAGGACUAAGGCAGCCAAACGAUGACUAACUAGACUUUGGAGCCUCUGUUUUAGGAUUACACUGAAAAUUAAAGCCAGCCUCCCACCCACUCUCCCUCCCAAAAAAAGACACCCCCGCUUCGAGAGUGAAUUAAGGCCAGAGUUUACAAAGCUUGGGUGGUUUUACCAAUUACAGGACUUUAAAUGAAAAAACAAGGAAAAAAGCGUCAUUCUAAGAAGGCAGCAACCUUACGAUUUUUUUUCUUCUGUGGUUUGCCGACUGCUCGGCACCUAAGAGAACACACAUCUAAAACGGCAAAGGGGGGGAAACAUGGUCCUAGGGGAAACCACCAGGCUGGAAGCUACCCUGCAACUUGCUGGAGCGCAGUUCCUUCCCAGGGCCUGGCUGGAGAUGAAUCAGCUGCUGCACCCGAGUGCAGGACAGAUGUGGGGCGGGGAGAGGGUGGGGGGCCGCCCGUUAGAGGGCCGCGGCGUUCUCGCGUUUGAAGGGUUGUUUGUUGCUGGGAUUGGUGGCUCGUAUCCGUUGGGGAACUGGGAGGAGGGAGGAGAGACGCAGGGAGGAGGAGCCGGGGGCCGGCCGACGCUGCGACUCCGCGGUCUGAGUGGCAGGAGCCUCGUCUGGAACCGGGCGGUUACUGGGGAGACGCUUUGUUUGCUAACUUCGAAAGCUGCUUCGGCUGCUUCGGCUGCCUCGGCCGCUUUCGAAGCCACUCAACAAAACACGCCUUCGGGUCGGCUUAACCCUCCCCCUGCCCGUUUACCGAAGCCCGAGACAAAAAUGUUUCCUUCUGCGUGGUUAUCCUUCGCCACGCGGUGGCUCUCAAUAGGUACACAAAGGCACACAUAGUUCCAUUUGGUCUCAUCUUCUGAAGCUGCCUCAAGGCCAAGAGAAGACACAAAGUUGUGUAAGUUACUUUUCACAGCCUGCAAACCCUACCAAAGGCAAAAAUUCAACAAGAAACAUAGAAAGGCAAACGAGCCAGGACAGUGUGUCCAUACGUGCAGUUUAUAUAUAUAUAUGGCAAGUCUGUCAGGUGAUAGGAGAACGUAUUUGUUUCAUUCACCUACUGGACAACCCUUGAUUGAGCAUGAUUUCCUUACACCAAGAAUGAUGACUCACGCAGUGGCUGGACCCCUUUUGCUUCUAGUCUCUGGGGUACAGGCACUAUUCUAAAAUACACAGACUGCAGGGCUCCAAACACUGCUCGGGCAUUCCAUAAUCGUCUUGUUACAUCUCAGGUCAGAGGGUCUUGGGCUGCGUGAGGAGAGCCUGGCCAUCGUUUUUCCAAGGGCCUGGUCUGAAACAGCCAUCUUCUGGCGAGUUUAUCCAGCCCGUCAGGAUUACCCUCCUCCUCUUAGUUGCAUGAAUAAUGUAACUGGUGCUACUACUUUUGUUUGUGUUCACUUUCCUCCUGGCCUGCACUUCCUUUCCCAGGCUCUGCCUGUCUCUAGUCCAGUCCUCUUCACUCUCUACCUAGAGGGGGUUUGGAAUCAAGGGAACAGAGCAAGAAAAUGAUUAGUUGAGCACAGCCUUUCCCCUUUUAUUCUCCAUAGUGUGUAUCUAUGUUGUGUUUUCCAGUUUAUGAAACACUAUUUAAAUUACCUCAUUUAGGGGCGCCUGGGUGGCAC